CAAAAGACCCAAAACUAUCUCCAUAGAUGAAAAUAUGGAGCCAAGCCCGACCGGAGACUUUUAUCCUUCUCCAAAUUCACCAGCUGCGGGGAGUCGGACAUGGCAUGAAAGAGAUCAAGAUAUGUCUUCUCCUACAAUGAAGAAACCUGAAAAGCCUUUGUUUAGUCCCACUUCUCCCCAGGAUUCUUCACCAAGACUGAGCACUUUUCCCCAGCAUCACCACCCAGGAAUCCCAGGAGUUGCACACAGUGUCAUCUCAACUAGAACUCCACCUCCACCUUCACCAUUGCCAUUUCCAGCACAAGCUAUUCUCCCUCCUGCCCCGUCUAGCUACUUCUCUCAUCCAACGAUCAGAUAUCCUCCCCACCUGAAUCCUCAGGAUACUCUGAAGAAUUAUGUACCUUCUUAUGACCCGUCCAGCCCGCAGACUAGCCAG
This is a messenger RNA of Pelecanus crispus (Dalmatian pelican), 436 nucleotides long. The record is from RefSeq and is a predicted model, not a curated record. Lineage: Eukaryota; Metazoa; Chordata; Aves; Pelecaniformes; Pelecanidae.